AUGGACGAGAAGUUAAGUGUGAUACUAGCACGCCGUCGAGCUGUAGGCACGCUUCGAAAGCUUGAGGUUUCCAAUGAGACUGCACCUACUGCAAUUGACUUUUACUCAAACGAUUAUCUUGGCUUUGCACGCUUGCAAUCGUUAAAGGAACUCAUAAAGACUCGUCACGUGGAGUUGGAAAAUCAGCAUGGACGGAUGCUAGGAGCUACAGGUUCACGACUUAUUUCAGGCAACUCACGGUUGUUUAUGCAAGUGGAAAAGGACUUGGCUACGUUUUACAACAGUGAUGCAGCGCUACUGUUUAACUCGGGAUAUGCUGCCAAUCUUGGCAUCAUGUCUUGUAUUCCACAGGCAGAAGAUGUCAUCUUGUAUGAUGAAUUCGUACACAGUUCAUGCCAUGAAGGCAUUCGACUAAGCCGUGCGUACGCUCAUGGCCGUUCAUUUGCCUUUCGACACAACAACCUUGAGGACCUCAAGCACAAAGUUCACGAGUAUACAUCCACAACCUCUACUACUAAUGACGUACCUACCACAAGAGCGUGUGUUUAUGUGGUAGUAGAGUCAUUGUACUCGAUGGACGGAGAUUUCGCUCCGUUGGAUGCUAUGGCAGCACUCUGUGACCGGAUGGGAGCAUUUCUCAUUGUCGAUGAAGCACACAGUACUGGUGUCUACGGCCCUCAAGGUUCUGGUGUUGUACGUGAGCUGGAGUUGGAAAAGAAGUAUAAACGUACUGUUGCGUGCCGCGUCCACACUUUUGGCAAGGCCAUGGGCUGCCAUGGUGCCGUCGUUUGUGGCUCCCAGGUGCUGAUUGAUUACCUGGUCAACUACGCGCGGUCUUUUAUUUAUACCACAGCAUUCCCAUUUGAUCAACUCGUGGCUAUCGCCUGUGUACACGAGUUCAGUGCCAACCCCGAAGCCGAUGCACUCCGCACCGAUGUAAUCGCAUUGGUGCAAUACCUUAAGGAAAAAGUGAACAGCAAUUCACGCAUUCCACGCAAUGCACUGCUACUCAGUGACUCUCCCAUUCAAGGUGUGGUAUUUGAAGGCAAUCACCAUGUCUUGAGUGCUUCCAAGCUGAUAAAUGCCAUGGGCAUUCGUGUGAUUCCCAUCCGGUCUCCAACAGUGCCAAAGGGUGCUGAGCGUCUUCGCAUCGUUGUUCAUGCGAGUAACACGCGUGACGAAAUUGAUCGGCUUGUGAACGCUCUUGCUGCCGUGUUUGAAGCCCGUCGCGACUCUAAACUAUAG
Peronospora belbahrii is the source of this 1245-nucleotide messenger RNA. The record is from the annotation of a GenBank genome assembly. NCBI's taxonomy places the organism in Eukaryota, Oomycota, Peronosporomycetes, Peronosporales, Peronosporaceae.